AGUCGCAAGCGCGGGAACCGAACACAACUGACGCGCGUUAUGUUGCGCAUUCUUCAUUGUUUAUACAUUUUACUUUAUGUAUUACAUUGACAUUUAUUUAAAUACCGCCGCAAGAUACCCGACUAAAUCGACAUCUACAUUCGCAAUUAUUAUUAAAAUGUUAGACGCGAGUGUACAACAGUGAUUAAAGUGUUGUUUACCAAUAUCAGUUAUUCAAGUUUGCCGCGGAACUGCUUUUAUGAGUGCGUGAUUAACAAAGUGAAAUGGUGACGUGAGGCGCUAGUAUGCGCGUGUCGAAGUGGUGGUGGGUGGUGGUCGCGCUCCACGCGUGCUCGCUCGCGCUGGCCCUCACGCCGACCAUCUGCGAGGAGGACGCGUGCCGCUGCGAUCCUUUCACCAGAGUCAUAUGCACUUGCACCGGGGACUACACAGAGGUGACUCUACGGCCAGACGGAGCAUAUAGAGUUCCGUCAACCACCUCUGGGAUCAUCAUCAGUAACUGUUCACGAGUAACGUUUCUGCCCGACACAGUGCGGAGUCUAAUACAACUACGCACAAUAGAACUAAGCAAUGUAAAUCACGUGGUCAUUAACGAGCGAGCGCUAGCUUGGUCUCCGUUCUCUAACAGGAACGAAAUGAACCCAGGAUUACGGAUCUCGAUAGAUAAUUGCACGAUAGAUGAGAUCGCAUCUCAUGCGAUACAGGGACGCGUCAACGAUGUCUCUAUUACGAAUAGUAGAGUCAAGGUUUUAAAACCAUUCGCCUUUUCCAGCCUAUUGGGACUGAACAACAUAGAUUUGUCCGACAAUGUCUUUGAAAACAUAGAAAUUCAGGCGUUUAAGAAAUUUGCAGUCGAAAAUUUUAUGUUGCGAGGUGGCGAAAUAAGUACCCUGCCGAGCAGAUUUUUGUCAGACGUAGAAGUGACUAAUCUGUUCCGAAUGGAGGGAGUUACCGUUAAGUAUUUGUAUAGUUUAACUUUUCUUGUCAAUGCACCAAAGAGGGUUCUCAUUGAGAGUAACAAUAUAGAGACAUUGGAAGGAGAUGGAUUCCAUAUAGUUACGCGAGGACCCAUAACAUUUAGAAAUAAUACAGUGACCAAUUUAAGAAAAGGUGCAUUUUUUGGUUUCACUGUGGACUCCGGAGUUGCAUCAGUGAUGGGGCCUCAGGAGUUAUUGAUCGAUAAUAACACUGUUACUAAUUUAUUACCGUCCUCUUUAAUGUACAACCGUACAAGACUGACUUUAAGAGUAGAUGGACUCAACCUGAACACGUCAUGCAGCUGUGAUUUGGCCGCGAUAUGGCGAGAUGUGCUAAAAGACCAAGGUGGUACAAUCACCUGUUGGUACGAGCUGGAGGGCUACUAUGUGUCGUUACCCACUUACGUAGAUAUUAGAUGUGGCCCGUUUAAACAGAACUUUUGGAUAUUCGUAGUCAUAGGUGUCAUUAUAUUGUUAAUUAUCGCGGCUAUAGCCAUAUUUUUCAUAGUGAGAAGAGAGAAUGAGAAGAAGAAAAAAGUGCAAAUAGUAAUGCCGGACGGCAAGACUUACAGGGAAACCGAGUUUCAUAUUGUUGUAGAGAGGGCCGAGCUCCUGACCACCGAUUUGUGAUCAAGUUUAUCUUGUCAGAUCAAUUGAUCUUUGUCAUUGUGUACCGAUCUGAUGACACACAAUGGAUGUAUAGAUGGACGCGUGAAUUAAUAGUUAGCUCGAAAUUCUACCUCAGGGCCUCGUUGCUGCUACACUACGCAAGUACAACAGACUUCAACCUUUGAUAGCGGUUUCUCUGUAACAUGUACCGAAUUAAUUCAUGGCACGUGGUUAUCCACGUGCAUGCUGUUGUUACGUUGUUAUUAAUCGUAAUUGUGGCAAAUCAGAGCUCCAGCGCUCCGUCAUUGUAAAAGUGCCAAGAUUAGUUUUACACCGACCAGUAUUACGCGAUGUGGUGUUGCAUAAGAUACUACUUAGAACUGUGUAAACGGUAGAAUAAAUUAUUGAAUAUGAAUAAAAGUACAACGAA
This is a messenger RNA of Trichoplusia ni (cabbage looper), 2016 nucleotides long. RefSeq lists its product as uncharacterized. The transcript has 3 exons. The coding region runs from base 285 to 1607 and encodes 440 amino acids. The record is from RefSeq and is a predicted model, not a curated record. NCBI's taxonomy places the organism in Eukaryota, Metazoa, Arthropoda, Insecta, Lepidoptera, Noctuidae.